CACAAAUGGGCCGCAAGCGACGGAUCCAAAAUUGAAAGUUGUGGCACGUGUCCCAGCCAGAGCAAGUGCCAAAGGUAAACGGAUAUAGUAAAUCGGGGGAAUUUUAGAGAGAGAGACAGAGACAAGAGGCGGGAGCGCGAGAGACGAGAGGAGAGGGGAGAUCGGAGUUAGGGUUUUGAAAUUCGACGAAAUCGGAAGGUCAGUGGGCGCGACGAUCAUCAUCAAUCGCAGUCGCUUCUCAAGCUUUACUUUCCCACGCCUUAAUUUUCUUCUUUUGCAUUCGCGGAGAUUCCUUUUUGUGUAGCGAAAAAAAAUAAAAUAAAUAAUAAUAGAGAUAGAGCCAGCGGAAUUGGUGAGUUUGAUUUGGUAUUUGAUGAUGUUUGUUUGUGAGAAAGAGGUGUGCUUAUCAUGUGCAGGGAGCGGCGAGGAAGAAGAAGAGUGGUGUGUGAGAGAUUCGAGAGAGAGUGUUUGUUGCGAGUCUACGAGAGCGAUACCAAUUAUCUCCACUAACACCAAUUCCUUGAGUGAUAGAGCGUUUUUUCCAAUCCUAAGCUUCCAAUUCUUCAGAAUUUCCUGAUGGAGCGAAAGCUUGUGGUUCUGGGUAUUCCUUGGGAAGUGGAUACCGAUGGUUUGAGGGACUAUAUGAGCAAAUUCGGGGAUUUGGAGGACUGCAUUGUCAUGAAGGAGCGUUCUUCGGGUCGAUCUCGUGGUUUUGGGUAUGUUACUUUUGCAUCUAUGGAAGAUGCCAAGAAUGCAUUAGAGAGUGAACACUACAUGGGGAAAAGAAUGUUGGAAGUUAAAGUGGCAACACCAAAGGAGGAGAUGAGAGCCCCUGCCAAGAAGGUAACGAGAAUUUUUGUUGCUCGGAUCCCACCAUCUGUAACAGAAGGAAGUUUCCGUAGUCAUUUUGAGAGAUAUGGGGACAUAAUAGACUUGUACAUGCCAAAGGAUCACAGUUCAAAAACCCAUCGUGGAAUUGGGUUUAUCACUUUCGAUAGCGCAGAAUCCGUGGAUAGUUUGAUGGCAGACACACAUGAAUUGGGUGGUUCCACAAUUGUUGUUGACCGAGCAACACCUAAGGAAGAUGAUUUCAGGCCGGCAGGAAGAGUGCCAGCAGCAGCUGCUCAUGGUGGCUACGGUGCAUAUAAUGCUUAUAUUUCUGCUGCAACUAGAUAUGCAGCCCUUGGUGCUCCUACCUUGUAUGACCAUCCUGGCCCGCUCUAUGGAAGAGCUGAACCACCAUCUAGGGCAGUUGGGAAAAAGAUCUUUGUUGGAAGGCUUCCUCAAGAGGCAACUGCAGAAGAUCUGCGCCUAUAUUUUGGCAGAUUUGGCCAUAUAAUGGAUGUUUAUGUCCCAAAGGACCCUAAGAGAAGUGGGCAUAGAGGGUUUGGAUUCGUCACCUUUUCAGAGGAUGGUGUGGCAGACCGUGUAUCUCGAAGGUCUCAUGAGAUUUGUGGGCAUCAGGUUGCUAUUGAUUCUGCCACUCCACUUGAUGAUGCCGGUCCCAGUACAAGCUAUGUGAUGCCUGGUGCUGAAGCUCUGGGUGGUUAUGGUGGUCCUAUGCGCAGCUUUGGUAGAAUGUAUGGAAACCUGAGCUUUGAAGAUAUGAGUUGGGGGUACGGCAUGGGUGGCAUGGGUGCUGGAAGACAGUCGUCAAGAGCAGAUUGGAGGUUCAGACCGUACUAAGUCUCGGUAUCCCUGAGCAAACUUCGUGUGCGUCAUUGUUUAGAGUUUGGCCUGAAGGCAAAAUAAUAGCUUGAUGAAUCUCAUAUUCCCAUUAGAUGAACUGUUGUGCUUGUAUUUAAUUUCUUUCGGAUAGCUGUUUAAUGUUGACCUUAUCCACCCUUUCUUACUUCAAUAAUGUACAUUAUAUGAC
Linum trigynum is the source of this 1876-nucleotide messenger RNA. The record is from the annotation of a GenBank genome assembly. Lineage: Eukaryota; Viridiplantae; Streptophyta; Magnoliopsida; Malpighiales; Linaceae.